CGACACAUGUUCGUUUGCUGUGCUUUCCACUACAUUGUUGUACAACAAUAGAUACGAUUAUGGAUUGUAGAAGUGUGAUCCUGCUAUGCCUUGCAGCACUUUUGGUGUUAUUAGUUGUCAAAACAGAAGGACGAAACAAGAAGGUGGUGAUCCACGUCCCAGUCAAAGUGAAGAAGAUAAAGCACACGCACACAGUGUACAAGACCAUCCAUCAUCAUCACAAGCACCGCGAGCCUCACAUGGAUCAUAGCCUCGUGAGCUCCGAGGAACAUGAGCAUUUCCACCACUUCCACAUACAUGAUGACUCCCCAGUUGGUCAGCACAGUCAGCCUGCUCCCGGGGUUGGGAUCCCGGACUUCCUACCAGAUAGCCUCUUGGAUGUCCCGCUCCAAAUUCCAGAUGUGCCUCCCCAUGAGAUUCCUGGUCUGCCAAACCGACAUAUUGUUCCACUCUAUAGAAGGAUUUAGGUGACAGCUACAUGCAAUACGUGGGUUGGGACAAGCCAUAAUAGACUGACAAAAUAAGCUUUACGACAUUUAUAUUUUUGGGCAAUGAUUUGGUAAU
Molecule: messenger RNA, 564 nt
Organism: Spodoptera litura
Lineage: Eukaryota; Metazoa; Arthropoda; Insecta; Lepidoptera; Noctuidae
Source: RefSeq, a predicted model, not a curated record